Oryza brachyantha (malo sina) is the source of this 1972-nucleotide messenger RNA. Its product is annotated as myb-related protein Hv1-like. Bases 1010 to 1756 code for a protein of 248 amino acids. The transcript is spliced from 4 exons. NCBI's taxonomy places the organism in Eukaryota, Viridiplantae, Streptophyta, Magnoliopsida, Poales, Poaceae. The record is from RefSeq and is a predicted model, not a curated record.
UGGCGGCGCGGUGGGUGUGGAUGUAUUCGUCAUCUCCCCUGGUGAGCCGGGGGCAGCAGGGGUGAGGAUGGCCCGUCUGUUGUUCGACGAAAUGCCGCAGCGCAGCGAGGCAUGACACGGCUGAGGCUUAAGGAUACGCGCCCAUCAUCCUGGUGGUGUACAUCAAGCUACGGCGGCGAUGGGCGUGCGGGGAGAAAGCGGCUGUGUGCGCUCGUGCAAGCGCCAAUGUGAGUGGGGUGUGGAUUGAUCGCGUGCAAGAUCACCUGUAUGAAUGAGGAGCAGAAAUCAUCCUAGCGACUUCCCAGCUCUAAUGAUUGCUUUGAGGAGAUUUGUCUCUGCAUAAUGACACCCAGACUGCACUGAAUCUUCGACACAGGAGGUAGCAGCAGCAGCUCAGGCAAGUGGGCAGCAUCAGAGAAAAAAAGGAAGUAGCUAAACCUAAUUAGGAGCAAAGCAGAGAGACCAUGGAGGGAAGGAGGCACCAAUGGUGGUGGCGUGGUGGAGAGGAUGCAGUUAGUUAGCUGUUAAAACCGAGAGCGCCAAAGGGAUGGAUGGAGGUAGGCGUCAGCCAUCAGGCUGCUGGCAGCGUCAACACCAUCAUCGCCGAAGCCCACGGUUGGCGCUGGCCGCUUACCUCACUUUACACCUACCUUGAAGGUUUUUAUCAGGCAGCAGGCUCCACGGUUGCUGCCUGUGUGUCCUGUGCGCUGUGGCUGUGCCUUCGUAAAUAAAACUGGUAAUCCAGUGCCAGUGAUGAGGCCAUGACCUGUGCAAGCAGGAGGAGGAAGAGGAGGCCUACCAGCCUAACCUUUUUCCCACCAACUCAGCCUCUAGAAGACCUCCCCAAUCGAGUCAAGUGCCUAUAAAAAUCCACCCACCCAUUGCUGCGCAGCAGCAGCAGCAGCAGCAGCAACAACAACUUCCACUGAAACAACCCACCGAGACAGGGAGAGCAGCAGAAGGAAGGAAAGAAUCAAGAAAGCUUGUUCAGUAGCUCGUCGUCGUCGUCAUGGGGAGGUCGCCGUGCUGCGAGAAGGCACACACCAACAAGGGAGCGUGGACCAAGGAGGAAGACGAUCGGCUCAUUGCCUACAUCAAGGCGCACGGCGAGGGUUGCUGGCGGUCGCUGCCCAAGGCCGCCGGCCUCCUCCGCUGCGGCAAGAGCUGCCGGCUCCGGUGGAUCAACUACCUCCGGCCUGACCUCAAGCGUGGCAACUUCACCGAGGAGGAGGACGAGCUGAUCAUCAAGCUCCACAGCCUCCUGGGCAACAAAUGGUCGCUGAUAGCCGGGAGGUUGCCUGGGAGGACGGACAACGAGAUCAAGAACUACUGGAACACGCACAUCAGAAGGAAGCUGCUGAGCCGGGGGAUCGACCCGGUGACACACCGGCCGAUCAACGACAACGCGUCCAACAUAACCAUAUCGUUCGAGGCGGCGGCCGCGGCGGCGGUGGCGGCGGCGGCGAGGGACGACAAGGCCGCCGUGUUCCGGCGAGAGGAUCAGCCGAAGGUGACACAGGAGCAGGCGGCCGAUUGGGGCCAGGGGAAGCCGCUCAAGUGCCCUGACCUCAACCUGGAUCUCUGCAUCAGCCUCCCGUCGUUGCAAGAGGAGACCAUGAUGAAGCCGGUGAAGAGGGAGGCCGGCGUCUGCUUCAGCUGCAGCCUGGGGCUCCCCAAGAGCACAGACUGCAAGUGCAGCAGCUUCCUGGGACUCAGGACCGCCAUGCUCGACUUCAGAAGCUUGGAAAUGAAAUGAAACAUCCUCCAGAAUCCUCUCUAAUUUUCUUUGUUUUGUCAGCUCUCUAGGUGAAAACACUGGGUGAAAGAGAGAUAAGAUGGAAGUGCUUGUGCUUGCCCCUGUCUGUCUUGCCCAAAGAUCUCUGCUCUCUCUCUUGCUGCUGCUCCAUUUUGUCUCUGCUGUAAUUACUAUGUUGACUAAUCAUGACAAAUAAUACUUGAUGCUACUACUCAA